This is a messenger RNA of Lactuca virosa, 411 nucleotides long. The record is from the annotation of a GenBank genome assembly. NCBI's taxonomy places the organism in Eukaryota, Viridiplantae, Streptophyta, Magnoliopsida, Asterales, Asteraceae.
AUGGUCCAUGGAUUGCGUGAAGGACAAUCAGUCAAUCACUCACACUACUGUUUCCUUGAUGAGUCAUCGGGACACCUGCCUCCUUCUCAUUCUCUCCUUGUACACGCGUCCAGGUUUGUCUUUCCCAGUACACCAGUAGCUUUCCCAAUACAUUACUAUUUAAAGCUCUCCUUUUCUGUCAUCCAUACCACACGAUAUCCUCUUCCUGUUAGUUUGUCUACACAUGCAGAUGGAGACCAUCACACACCUCCUACAUCUCUUCUCUACAAUGCUGUUGAAGAUACCAUUUAUAAGAACUUAACCAAACAAGUUGCAGAAAUAACCCUUCAAUUAUGGUUUGAAUUGAGGCUUACCCACUUCUAUUGUUGCAGAUUUGCAGAUGUUAUAUGGCAGAAGCCAAGAACUCGAUGA